AAAAACAACCCACCUGGUGUUACUGGUGAAGUGCUAGACGAGACACUGGUUGAGGAACUGAGCGAGAUUUUGACUGCUGUACUUGUCGAUGGGCCAGCCGAGGUACUGACUGACGUACUAGGUAGAUCACUGGUUGAGUUACUAGGUGACAUGCUGACUGAGGUACUUGUAGACGGACCAACCGAGGUACUGACUGACGUACUAGGUGAAGCGCUAGUUGAGACACUGCUUGAGGUACUAGGUGACAUGCUGGCUGAUGUACUUGUAGACGGACCAACGGAGGUACUGACUGACUUACUAGGUGAGACACUGUUUGAGAUACUGGUUGAGGUACUAGGUGACAUACUGUCGGAUGUCGACGGACCAACUGAGGUACUGACUGACGUACUAGGUGAAGCGCUAGUUGAGACACUGGUUGAGGUACUAGGUGACAUGCUGGCUGAUGUACUUGUAGACGGACCAACGGAGGUACUGACUGACUUACUAGGUGAGACACUGUUUGAGAUACUGGUUGAGGUACUAGGUGACAUGCUGUCGAAUGUCGAUAGACCAACCGAGGUACUGACUGACGUACUAAGUGAGGCGCCAGUUGAGACACUAGUUGAGGUACUAGUUGGCAUGGUGACUGAUGUACUUGUGGAUGGACCAACCGAAGUACUGACUGACGUACUAGGUGAGGCGUUAGUUGAGACACUGGUUGAGGUACUGGGUGACAUUCUGACUGAUGUUCUUGCGGACGGACCAACCGAAGUACUGACUGACGCACUAGGUGAGGCGCUAGUUGAGACACUGGUUGAGGUACUAGGUGACAUGCUGACUGAUGUACUUGUGGACGGAACAACCGAGGUACUGACUGACGUACUAGGUGAGGCGCUGUUUGAGACACUGGUUGAGGUACUAAGUGACAUGCUGACUGAUGUCGACGGACCAACCGAGGUACUGACAGACGCACUGACGCUGUUUGAGACGCUGGGUGAGGUACUCGGUGACUUACUGUUUGAUGUACUUGUUGACGGACUAGCUGAGGCACUGACAGACGCACUAGGUGAGACACUGUUUGAGAGACUGCCCGAAACACUGGCAGAGACGCUGGCCGACGGUGAUUGUGUCUUUGUUGCACCUAACAAAAGUAAACAUUGCCUAUAUAGUGAGUUAUUAUUUGGCAACACCUACCCAAGGGAAACAGCGUUCAAGACCUAG
Molecule: messenger RNA, 1200 nt
Organism: Porites evermanni
Lineage: Eukaryota; Metazoa; Cnidaria; Anthozoa; Scleractinia; Poritidae
Source: the annotation of a GenBank genome assembly